Messenger RNA from Haemonchus placei, 807 nucleotides. Lineage: Eukaryota; Metazoa; Nematoda; Chromadorea; Rhabditida; Trichostrongylidae. The record is from the annotation of a GenBank genome assembly.
AUGAAGUGUACUUUUAAUCCGGCUGAUGUAUUGCGAUAUGGACCUCAAGCUAUGCCUGCGGAAGUGCGGGAAGGACGCGGCAAGAACCUACAAAAGUUGAAGCAUGAGCCCGCUGAACGUGAAUCUCAUACUGGAUCGAGCCUUCUAAGCUAUUUCCUACGCGUACCGACAGAACUGCUUCUGAAUAAUGAUGACACACUUGACUACGCAGACUCAACAGAGGAUGUCGAUGGCGAGUAUGGAGAAAGUUUAUACGAGGUAGAGGCUGAUGCAGAAACGGCGUUCAGCGAGCAUUUCCGAAGGCAUUUCAAGCCGGAAGAUGCAUUUCGCUAUGAAUAUCGGGUGGAGUACUCAUUGUUGUAUGGCAUCUUGCGCCUUCCGGUUUCUUUUCGUCACAAGCACAAUAUUACAACGCUAUGGGCUAGGGUUGAUGCUGAUUCGGAAUGCUUCGGUGAUACUUUUUCUCGCCGCGUCAUGCGGGCUGUAGUUGGGUUUGAAGACGUUGUAAUGGCGAGUCUGCGUGCUCUCGCACAAAAUUCGUCUGAGGAUGAUGCUGCUGGGCUUGGAUAUCUUCAUGAUUUGUCCACUAAUGAACAUUUCCAUUUCGUUUCAUUCAUGAUGUCCAAGACCAGCUACAUUACUGCAGCAAUCGUAAUGCUGAUAUUCACAUUCGCCAUAUCAAUGCUGCUUCGAUUCUCACAUCACCAAAUUUUCUUAUUCAUAGUUGAUUUAUUGCAUAUGUUCGAGCUCAAUCAGCCCCUCGUUUUUCCAGCGGCACCUUUGCUCACAGUCAUAUUAGCUUUAGUU